Molecule: messenger RNA, 1611 nt
Organism: Halteromyces radiatus
Lineage: Eukaryota; Fungi; Mucoromycota; Mucoromycetes; Mucorales; Cunninghamellaceae
Product: CRAL-TRIO domain-containing protein
Exons: 3
Coding region: 60-1547 (495 amino acids)
Source: RefSeq, a predicted model, not a curated record
UUAAUUUUUUUUUUUUUUGAAAACUUUUUUUUUCUUUUCCUUUACGUUUUUUUACUAUUAUGACUCGUGACUCUUUAGAAAGACUCAUUAAACUGAAUACUUGGUUCAAGGAAAGCGACAUUGUUAUCACCAAAUUACAACAACGACUUCAACUUGAAUUAACUAGUAAAUUGAGUUCUCUUGAACUUGACAUUGCUCUUCGAUAUUGUCAAGAUCGAGUGACAGUCUUCCGAUACCUUCUUGCCACAAACUUUGAAAUUGAAGAAACCUAUCAACGAUUACUUAACAUUAUUCAAUGGAAGGUCGAGGAACAAGUGGAUCAACUUUCUUGGCAACAAUUUCCAGAAUGGUUUGAUAAAGGGUUUGCGUUCUAUCAUAAACACGACAAGUGGGGUCAACCUGUCAUGGUGAUCCGAUUGCGACAUUUUCCGAUGAUCGAUAUGAUGGACAGUAAAACAAGUUUUGUACGACAACUUCAACCUUAUGUGUGUUACUUGAUGGAAUUAGAAAGGCGGUGGACUUUGGAUGAAACACGUAAAAGACAACAACAACAGGAAGAUAUGCCUUUGGUGAUGGAAAUGACAGUAAUAGUAGAUAUGGAUCAGGCGCCUUUCCUUCCUUUAGAUACAACUACCCUUGGAUUACUAUGUGAUUUGAUGCAACAUUAUCCUAAUAUGGUUGGAAAUAUUUUUGUACUGAAUUUUGGAUGGAUGCAUCAAGGUCUUUGGCAUAUUAUCAAGUUUUUCCUUUCAGAUUCGGUAAAGAAUAGGAUUUGUUUUACUACCAAGGAUGAUCUUAUUCAAGUCAUAUCUGAGGAAAAUUUAUUACAAGAUUUGGGUGGAUCUGAUGAUUAUCAAUGGAAUGUGACCUCUAAUAAAGUGAUACAAGAAUUCGACAGGUUGCUGCAAGGUGAUAUGCUUCCUCCUUCUCCAGCUUUGACACCUUUGCAGCUUUCAGAAAUUUCCCUUGACCCCUAUGAUAAUAUUGAACAUACUGAAAUCAUUGAUCCAAUCGAAAUGACAACAAAUGUACAUGAAGAAAAUUAUCCAAUGGAUCACAAUACGAUGGAACAAGAACGUCUGCUAGGGAAUCAUCCAAAGCUACUAAGCUAUUUUGGUAUUGGAAAACAAUGUCAACUUGGAUUACGUACAGGCUCCUCUUUUCUUUCGUCCUAUCUGGAAAAUGAUCUUACUCCAACAAAUACUUACAAAUUGGAACAAGAAAUCGAUUGGAUGACUUGGUCAAUGGAAUCAGAUACUUCAUCAAAGAGAACAAAGCAACGGAUUGAUAUGGCAACACAAACAACCUCUCACAACACAACAAUGGGAUUCGAUACUCGUACAACAUUAUCAAAAAAGAUGACUUUUAAUUAUAUAUGGAAACUCUUACGUUGGAUGUUUUUUUACCUCUUUAUACGGAUUCAUUUUGAAAGUCUGAUCUAUUAUCAAUUGAUGCCAUUGGUAAACCCUCAACACUUGUUAUCUGCCACUAUUGGUAUAUCUGCUAGUAUGUUUAUGAUUCUUGGUCCCUUACUUUUAUCACCUUGAUGACCUUCACUCUCUUCCUUCAUUACGCCUUUUCAUACUCUUUUUUUUUUUUUGAUACCUAUUA